AUGGCAAUUUUAGACAGAAUACCUAAAGUGGAGAAAUGUUGUGGAUGUGUGACAGAUCUCAAAACAGCUGCAGCUAUUAUAGCUGUUAUCAGCAUAGUAACUAGUCCAUUGGUAUCUUGGGCGAUCAUACGACAUGCUUACAUUAUUCGAGUAACAUGCGUUGUUAAAACGAACUCAUCUCAACCUGAUGUUGUGGACAUUAAUUUUAAUAAUGCACUUAGUUUCGGCUUUGGAGCGAAUGCCGGCCUUGGACCUUCAUGCCUAUCACGCAAUACAACAGACGAGUCGGGCGUGGACAAGACUAAGUCUGAUUUUAUCCGGUUUGUAAGGUAUAGUGGCUGGAUAGUGCUGUUAGCAGAUGCUACCUUCCUCUUCAGCGGCGUUAAUUUCCUUAUCAAAAUGUUUAAAGGUGUUGACAAAGAUGCAGCUUUAAUUUUUAUACUAGCAGGCCUGACGUCAGUGUUGCUUUCAUUCGUAUACGGCAUGUUGUAUGUCUCAGCCUGCGUUUAUGCAGGCAGCGGCUUUCCAGUUUACGAGUUCUUUUUCGCGGGUGUCGAUUUAACAAUUUGGAUCUACUUUUUAAUAGUGGUGUAUUCCUACAGACAAAGGACUUCUUGAGGGCCAUAAUAAAAGGUUCACACGAAAAUUUAAAACGAAAAGUCAACAGUGGAAAGUGUUAUAUUAAAAUCAUAAUAGAUACGUACAGUAAGCCUAUGUUAUCCUUAUACUACGUACGAUUUUUUAUAUUAUUUUUUUGUAUUAUUAAAUUAUUUAUUCCUUU
Vanessa atalanta (red admiral) is the source of this 781-nucleotide messenger RNA. RefSeq lists its product as uncharacterized. Lineage: Eukaryota; Metazoa; Arthropoda; Insecta; Lepidoptera; Nymphalidae. Bases 1 to 618 code for a protein of 205 amino acids. The record is from RefSeq and is a predicted model, not a curated record. The transcript has 5 exons.